This is a messenger RNA of Lodderomyces pseudojiufengensis, 1251 nucleotides long. Its product is annotated as amino acid transporter. Bases 1 to 1251 code for a protein of 416 amino acids. The record is from RefSeq and is a predicted model, not a curated record. Gene Ontology annotation, cellular component: membrane; vacuole. Gene Ontology annotation, biological process: regulation of intracellular pH. The transcript is spliced from 2 exons. NCBI's taxonomy places the organism in Eukaryota, Fungi, Ascomycota, Pichiomycetes, Serinales, Debaryomycetaceae.
AUGACGUUUCAUAUUUCAUCUCCUGUUAAAAAAAUCUUCAUAUCCUUCUUUGUAUUUGGAACUUUAAAUAAUAUUCUUUAUGUUAUAAUAUUAUCUGCAGCUAUUGAUUUAGUUGGUUCUUCAACUCCAAAAGCUACUGUUUUAUUAGCAGAUGUUUUACCAUCAUUUUUAUUUAAAUUCAUAUCACCAUUUGUUAUUCAUUUAAUAUCAUAUCAAAAUAGAUUAUAUUCUUUAGUCGGUUUAUCCACUUUGGGAAUGUUAUUAAUAUCAUUGACUACAACAAAUAUGAUUGGAUUAAAGAUUUUUGGAAUAAUGUUGGCUUCAUUAUCAUCUGGUAUGGGAGAAGUUAGCUUUUUACAAUUGACUCAUUACUAUAGUAGUAAUGAGAAUUCCAUUAGUGGUUGGAGUAGUGGGACUGGAGCUGCUGGACUUUUAGGAAGUUUUUUGUUCAUGAUAACCACAAAUUUAAUUGGGAUUCCAGUUUGGAUAGUAUUAUUAACAUUCGCAAUUAUGCCACUGGGUUUUUUAGUAGUAUAUUAUUACUUAUUGCCCAAGCCAUCACAUGAAUAUCAUGAAAUCAAUGAUGAUAGUUUGAUGGUGGAAGCUGAGGAAGUUAAUGAUGAAACUGAAGGAAUAUAUGAAAACAAACUAAACGUUAAUAAUUUGAGUCAACAUUUCAAUCAUACAUUUAACAAAAUAAAACCGUUGAUUAUUCCAUUCAUGCUACCUUUGACAACUGUUUACAUUUCAGAGUAUGUAAUAAAUCAAGGUAUAUCACCAACUUUAUUAUUUCCAUUAGAUGAAUUACCUCAUUGGUUGUUUUCAAGUUACAGAGAUAUUUACGUCGUGUAUGGUUUCUUAUAUCAAUUGGGAGUUUUCAUUUCUAGAUCAUCAAUAUCCUUUGGUUUAAGGAUUAGAAAAUUAUAUCUAUUAUCAAUAUUACAAUUUUUGAAUGUCGUAAUUACCGUUUUUCAAUCAGUAUAUGAUAUACCAUUCACUAAAAUUUGGUUGUUAUUAAUUUUAAUAUUUUAUGAAGGCUUAUUAGGUGGAUUCUCAUACGUAAACACUUUUAUGUCAGUGAGUGAAGAAGUACCGAAAAGUAAUAGAGAAUUCAGUAUGGGCUCGGUAAGUAUAAGUGAUGGAUUAGGGAUAGUUUUGGCUGGAUGUAUCAACUGGUGGUUAGAACCUAAAUUAUGUGGGUUACAAGUUGAUAGAGGUAGAGACUGGUGUCUCAAAGGUGGAUCUGUAUAA